Messenger RNA from Ruditapes philippinarum (Manila clam), 1128 nucleotides. RefSeq names its product somatostatin receptor type 1-like. Gene Ontology annotation, molecular function: G protein-coupled receptor activity. The record is from RefSeq and is a predicted model, not a curated record. Gene Ontology annotation, cellular component: membrane. The transcript has a single exon. Lineage: Eukaryota; Metazoa; Mollusca; Bivalvia; Venerida; Veneridae. Gene Ontology annotation, biological process: G protein-coupled receptor signaling pathway. The coding region runs from base 48 to 1031 and encodes 327 amino acids.
UCAAAGCAAACGAGCAAAUUUUAUUUAUUGCAUAAGGAAUAAUUACCAUGAAUAACACAACGGAAUCGUUUGCAGUUGGUACUGAAAAUGACGUUCAGUCAAGGAAAUUAAGAGUAACACGCACUUUCAUUUUGAUUACGUUAGCGUUAACUACGUACUUUGGAAAUACGCUGAUCCUCGUUAGUCUAAAGAAGUUUUCAAAGUAUUUGAAAGGGACCCCAUUCAUUUUGAUGGGAAAUCUGGCCGUAGCAGAUCUUCUAUUGGCUGUAGGGCUUUCACUAGAAGUUUUGGGAACUAUAUUUUUGUCGCUUGAAAUAAACACGUUUUUCUGUGUAGUUAAAGUGAUUGUGACAGGUGUAUCACUUGGUACAUCAGGAAAACUUCUUAUCUUUAUAUCUUUUGACAGAUUUUGUGCAAUAAUGUUUCCGAUGAAACACCUUACUCAUUCACAAAAGUCAAGAUGUAGGAGAAUACAUAUAGCGAUCGUAUGGAUUAUAUCAGUGUUGGUUGUCUUAAUACCUGCAUUUGUGAAUUUGAGAUCGUCUAAGGUUUUAGAAGAUUGCAACUUUGGUAGAAAGAUACCUGCCGGAAUGGGUAUGUGUGCAUCUGUGUUUAUACUGCUACAGUUUGCCAUUAACAUUAUCAUGUGUUUAAUUGUCAUGCGGAAACUUAAAACAAAUACAUUGUCAAGGCAAAAAUGUAAAAAGAGCAUGAUAAAAUGUGGACAUUUAAUAAAAGGAUAUGUUCUUUUUGUUAUAUGUUGGAUGCCAUUUGUUGUGACUUCAAUAUUAGUGACAUUUAGUGAAGAGAAGGAAAGAUAUGCGUCAGUCCGUGAAUAUACAAUUGCACCGGGUCUGUUUAAUUCUGCAAUGAACUGGGUUAUCUAUGGUUGUGCUAACAUAAAACUAAGAACCGCAUUCAAAUCAAUCUUAUUAUGUCGGAACGGGCAGGAACUAUUCUCGGUUGGUCAUUUUAGAGCGGCAAGUUCAGAGAAAUACUCAAUUCAAAACGACCAGAAGAGCAAGCUUUAAAGUCUAGCCAUACACGUGAAACAAUAACUUAACUUGAAUUAAGUUAAAUAGGAAACACAAGCAAAGCUCUUGACAUUUCUUUCUGCAGUUUGCCCAA